CGUCCUCGUCCACCACCUCUUAUCGUUACUCGUCGGCAAUUGGCAGCGAAAUGUCUAAAGAAUCUGCAAAGAAAAAGGCCAGGACGGACGAAAAGUACCAACUAUACUAUUGGCCUGGUAUCCCAGGCCGCGGUGAGCCGAUUCGGCUCGCAUUUGAGGAGGCUGGUGCAUCUUAUGAGGAUGUGACCUAUACUCAGGGUGUCAGCGCACUGACGAAUUUGAUCAAAAAUGGAACUCACUUUGCCCCACCGGUCCUUCGCCAUGGUGACUUGGAGAUUUCUCAGUUGCCAAAUAUCAUGCUCUAUCUUGGUCAGAAGCUUAAGCUGGUCCCAGACUCAGAUGAGGCCAAAUAUAAAGUCAACCAAUACUUUUUGACAAUCAUGGAUCUCCAAAAUGAAGCGCAUGAUGUCCAUCACCCCAUUUCCGUUGCUCUUUACUACGAGGACCAGAAGGAUGCUGCCAAGGAGCGUGCCAAAGACUUCCGCGAAGCACGUAUCCCAAAGUUCUUUAAGCAUUUCGAGACGGUUCUCUCAAAAAACAAGGAGGGCAAAGGAGAAUGGCUAUAUGGCACAGACCUUACAUAUGCAGAUCUUGCACUGUACCAUCUCGUUGAAGGGUUGCUAUUUGCCUUUCCUCGUGCUGUCGGAGAUAUUCUGAACGAUUAUCCGAAAAUCUUUGACCUUCAUCAUCGAGUCAAGGCUCGUCCCCGUAUCGCAGCUUAUCUCGAGAGUGAUCGUCGUCCGAAGUUCUCCAAUGGUCUGUAUCGCCAUUAUGAGGAGCUUGAUUCACCCGAGAAGGAUGUUCCAGGGAAGGGAGGAAAAGAACAGGAAGCAGACUGAGGGAUUUGCAGCGGAUACAACAAAAUGAAUUGUUUACUUGAGAUUUGACUAAAGAAUGUAGAAAUGUACUGUCAUACUUCACUGUCGCUCUCAGAGCUUCCGAGAGCCGCAAGGCACUGAAAGAGUUACUAUCUAUAGACAAUGUAGGGGCGAAAACC
Messenger RNA from Fomitiporia mediterranea MF3/22, 997 nucleotides. Its product is annotated as glutathione S-transferase P subunit. Bases 51 to 839 code for a protein of 262 amino acids. NCBI's taxonomy places the organism in Eukaryota, Fungi, Basidiomycota, Agaricomycetes, Hymenochaetales, Hymenochaetaceae. Gene Ontology annotation, biological process: glutathione metabolic process. The transcript is spliced from 5 exons. Gene Ontology annotation, molecular function: glutathione transferase activity. The record is from RefSeq and is a predicted model, not a curated record.